ACACCCAAUUCCCGGUCGGCCCUUGUGGAAUCUCAGCAGUUCGGCAAGUCUCUUUGGGGGAAAACAGGCAAACUGACUGUGAAGCUCCCUGAUGCGACAUUGGAGGACUACUUUCUCAAGGUGAUACAAAACCUUGACUCUAUCGGAAAGCAAAUGUGUCACGGGGAGUUUGAAUCCCUGAAGGCAAUCCAUAGCGCGUCACCUGGGUUUGUCCCAAAACCAUAUGCCCGGGGAAGAUUGCGAAUGAAGAAGGGACCCGCUGAACCGACAAAGUUGGCUAGUCACCUGGCUGACAUGCACCUGCGUUGUGUCUCACCCACUGGAAAAUUCGGCUUUCAUAUUGCCACCUGCCGCGCCAAAAUCAUUCAAGUCAUCGACGUGUGGGAUGAUUCAUGGUGUGUCGUUUUCCGCCGUCACCUAGGACACAUCACCAGCUUGGCAUCGCCCGUCUUUCAAUGGCCCGAAGUGCUGAAACCCAGCCUGAUUCACGGGGACUGCUGGGAUGGUAAUACCGCGGUGGACAGGAAGUCGGGAGAGGCUUUCAUUUUUGAUGCAUGCUCAUUUCACCGACACAAUGAGCACGAUACGGGCAACUGGCGAGCCCCUCGGCAUAAUCUGAGUGGUAAAGCGCACAUUGAGAAUUACGAGCUCCACUUUCCAGUUUCAGAGCCAGGUAGGUGCCAUCUAACAUGCGUCUAUGAGGAUAUGAGAACUCACUGUACUCUAAUUUGUCUUGACGUUUUGCGUGAAGAGAUGCAACUUGGGCGGGAUCCCGGGGAUACUGAAGGUGGCUUGGUUUCAUCUGAGACUAGGUUGGCCUCUAGCAAUAUGAGCUCCGAAGAGAUAGAGAUAGCAGAGAAGGACCGUUUAGAGGUGGCAGAAAAUUAG
Podospora anserina S mat+ is the source of this 888-nucleotide messenger RNA. RefSeq lists its product as uncharacterized. The transcript is spliced from 5 exons. The annotation marks the transcript as partial. The record is from RefSeq and is a predicted model, not a curated record. Lineage: Eukaryota; Fungi; Ascomycota; Sordariomycetes; Sordariales; Podosporaceae.